Molecule: messenger RNA, 1058 nt
Organism: Drosophila miranda
Lineage: Eukaryota; Metazoa; Arthropoda; Insecta; Diptera; Drosophilidae
Exons: 2
Coding region: 36-368 (110 amino acids)
Source: RefSeq, a predicted model, not a curated record
UCCCUGCUUCCUCCUCCAUGUAACUGGACUUUACCAUGUCCGUGGCAGAGCCAGGCAUCCCAGUUGUGGCUGUUGCGGCAGCCGCUGUGGUGGUGUCCACAUCAUUUUCCUGGAAUUUCCCUGCAGCGGCGCCCAAUUGCUGGAGUUCCACAUCCUCUACAUCAUCAUCAUCGUCAGCACCAGCACCACCCUCAUCGACGGACGAUGGCUCGAGCACUGGGACCAGCUCCUUGAUGUUCUUCGUAUUCUCAAUAGUCUUGCUUAUCACGGACUCCAGCUUGGAGACGCUCUCCUCGAUCUCCUCCUCCACACUGGCCACCGAGGGCGUGGCAGACGCAGAGGCAGAAUCCUCCUCCGACUUGGGUUAGUCGAUGAUUCGAUUGUUAGUUACGAUUAGUAUUUGGAUUUCGAUGGCGAUAUCGAUAUCGAUUUCAGUUUAAACAUUCAUCAAACAAGUGAGAGAACGAGAGAACACAAUGAGAGCGAUAUAUAGACAGAGAGAGAUAGAGCGAGAAAGAAAUGGCAAAAGAGAAGAAAAAACGUAUACACCAUAUGAUGAAUUACAGUUAUUUAUAGUGUAAAUAUGUAUAUACCCUGCAGUACCAGCAGUGAGCGAUGACGAAUGCCAUCUACAAUGUCAUCGAGGCGUUGACGCCAGCCAAAUCGAACCCUUUGUUUUUUCUUUUGUUUCUUUCUUUUCCGCGCGUGCCGAACGUAAUUCGGUUCUGCCGACCGUGCGCAGUAGCAGAGAACUUCGUUUAAUCUUUUCGUCUUCUUUGCGACUGCGUCGACAGAACUCUUUUGCUUUGUUCUUUGCUAUUUGCAAUCGUCACACGGAGUUUUAAUAAGUGAAAAUAAGUAAUCUGUGAUUAUUAUUAUUAUCAGCGGCGGUGAAGAUGAAAAUACCCCACGAGCCAGCAGAAAAAGUGAUUCGGAAGGCUAUUCACAAUAUUAAGAAUAGCUAUUUUCAAAAGGGCGCAAGGGACAAAAAAUACAAAGCUCUGGCAUCCUUAGACAAUAAUUAAUAAUAAUUUUUAAUAAAUAAAACUAAUUGGAAA